CGCACUCGGACGUGUCUUUUGUUUGUUUUCCUUUGGAUCCAAACGGAUCCGCCUCGUUUCGUACCGCUACCGCUCCGCUGCGUGCCGUCAACAACAGUUGGCCCCGUAGAAUAACAAUAACAGAGCCCAGCGGCAAUGCGGAGCGCACUGGAGUUUCAAGGAGCUAACUUGCCAAUGCAAAUAUAAUGUGACAGGACAGGACAAGAUGGACUUCCAGAAUCGCAACAAUACGGCCAAUAAGUUCGUCUGUCCGAGCGAUAGGCAACUUGCCCUGCGUGCCAAACUAAAAGCCGGCUGGAGCAGCUCGAAGUCCAGUGAGCCGCUGCGUCCGGAGGAGCAGGAGGCGAUCAUCUCGGUGAUCCGGCGCAACGAGGAGAUCGAGGUGGCCGAGCGACAGCGGGUGGGUCGGCUGGUGGAGCGGGUCGAGAAGAUUAAGCAGCAUGCCGUGGAGCGCGGACCCAACUGCUGUCGCCUCUGCGGCGAUACCUUCGGCAUCCUGCGGCCGCAGCGCAUCCUGUGCGAGGACUGCCGCCAGUCGGUGUGCGCCAAGUGCAGCGUGGACAUCAACAUCCGCUACCACACCAGCGAGCGGACCCGCGAGAUCUGGCUGUGCCGCAUCUGCUCCGAGACCCGCGAGAUGUGGAAGAAGUCCGGUGCCUGGUUCUUCAAGGGCCUGCCCAAGUACGACAUGCCGCGCAGCGCCAGUGCCACGCCCAUUCCCAACCCGGGACUCCCCGGAUCAAUGGCAGGAGACGCGAUACGGGCCGUAUCCGUUCAAAGUUGCCAUGCGACGCCGACACGUCCGGCGCGGGUGAAGAAGCUAACGAUCCGGGUGAACGACAGCAGUUCCAGCAGCAGCGGCCAUUCGGACCCGGAGGACGAGGUGGACGCCGGCAAUGGCCUGAGCGUGGGCGGUGCCAACGGGGACGUGGCCAAGGGCAUGUCCUCCGGCCGAUUGCAACGGGAGGAUAGCUUCCGUCUGAGGGCCUACGGCUCCAUACGCAGCUUCAUCGACGGCGGCGAGCGGAAGUUGUCCAACUCCUUCUUCUUUGGCCGCCAGCAGAGCCAGCGGCCGUCGGAGUGUCCCGAGUACGACAGCGUCAGCAUGUCCAAGCUGAGGCGGGAGAGCAGCUUCCUCCGCCGCGGCUCCGUCAGCUCCUCCUGGUCGAUCAGCGACAGUUCCGGCUCCGGAUCCGGCAACUCGGGCAACUCCCAGUCGCAGUCGCAGUUCCAGCAGCAUCAGCAACAGCAGCAGCACUGCAGAGAUCCGCUCCUCGGUUGGCUGGAGAUCGCCAUCAGCUAUCGGGAGGCCUUCCACAGUCUCGACUGCACCAUGAUGCGGGCUCGGGACUUGCCCGCCAUGGACUCGUCCGGACUGACCGAUCCGUACUGCAAGCUGAACAUCAUCACGCCGGAGGCGCACACCAAAUACACGCGAUGGCAGCGCACCAAAACGGUGCACAAGACACGCAAUCCGGAGUUCAACGAAACGCUGCAGUUCGUCGGCGUGGAGCCGGAGGAGCUGGGCAACUCGCUGCUCUACGUGGCCCUCUUCGACGACGACAAGUACGGCCACGACUUCCUCGGCGCGGCCAAGGUCUGCCUUUCCACGGUGCACAGCACAUCGCAGUACCGGAUUUCGGUGCCACUGGGCGUGGAGGACCAGUAUAGUAAUGCGGCGGAGAUGGCUCAGAAUUGGCCCAACGGCAAGAUGCUCCUCUCACUUUGCUACAACACCAAGCGAAGGGCGCUGGUGGUGAAUGUGAAGCAGUGCAUCAACCUGAUGGCCAUGGACAACAACGGCAGCUCCGAUCCCUUCGUCAAAAUACAACUCAAACCGGAUGCGCACAAAAACAAGAAGCACAAGACCAGCGUCAAGUGGCGCACGCUCAAUCCAAUCUACAACGAGGAGUUCUACUUCGAGGCGAGUCCCCACGACCUCAACAAGGAGAUGCUCAUCCUGACCGUCUGGGACAAGGAUCUGGGCAAGAGCAACGACUUCCUUGGCAGCCUGCAGCUGGGCGCCCAGAGCAAGGGUGACCGCCUGCAGCAGUGGCUCGACUGCAUCCGAUUGCCGGACCACUUCCAUGAAAAGUGGCAUUGCCUCGCCCCCGAAAAUCCCGCCCAUUGAGAUGCCCCAUCCAAUCCAAACUCGAUCCACCCCAAUCCAAUCGAUUCGAUCUUAUCUGAGUCGAAAUGGAAUUUUUCCCUUAAGACACAUUUUUACGAACUGAUUUCUCAGACAAGUUGAAAAUUCACAGUUGGUGGAAUGCCACAUAAUAGAAUUUUCAAUUUUCAAGAAGAUUAAUACAAAAUAUUCUACUUACAGUUUUUAUGGAAGAAGUCAAUACCCGGAAUAUUGAUUCAGGAUCCUUUUUCCAAAAAUUUAAAAUAGUUUUCUUUUUAAAUAAUUAAAUAUUUUUAAAAAUGAAAAAAUAAAUUUUUUGAUUUUAGUAGAUCAGAUUUUUAAAAUUUCUUUGGCUUUAUAUGAUGAGCUUUAACAUACAUAUUUUAUAGGUCAAAUAUUUAAUACUUUCAAUAAUAACAUUUAAUGAAGUUUUUCCGAUAAUAGUAUGAUUAUAUAAACAGCAUUACUAUUAAUGGUAAUCGAAAUUUUUUAGGAAAACUAUGCAGAGAAAUCAGGUCGCGAAAAUAAAGCUUUAGCUCCAAAUAUACACAUAUAUAUUACCAUAUACAUACAUAUAUAUUAUAUACAUAUAUUUUUGAUAAGCCUGAGUGGGUGUGAGCGAGAACUAGCAAAAGAGAGAAAGAGAGCGCGAGUAAUAUUGUGUGUUUGAGUGACUGCUUUCCAAAAUCUCGUACGUAACCCCAAUUUUCUAUGUCUAUACUUUGGCUCUUAACGGCAUUUUUGUACACUGUAUAUAGCUUGUUUAAGUGUCCUUACCAAGGGUUAACCAACAUCAAAAUCUUUUCGAUUCAUUGCUAAUUUCAAUCUAUAAUCAAACGUAUACUUAUGUACUUCAAUAUAUCGAAAUAUAUACAUCUAUAUUCUCAAAAAAAAUUCCUGUGUCUUAAUUUUGAAGUGGUGAACGAAAAAAAAUAUCUCCUCAGAAAAUUUUCUUUGUGAAACAUAUACUUACAUGGAAUCGGGACAUCGAAACCUUAAAUUAUUAAAAAUAAGAAACUUUCUUAUAAUUGUAUAGCUUUUAAAGUCAAAAUCCCUGCUUAAAACUUUUAGGUCACAAUAAAAUCGAUUAAAAUGUGUUUAACAUAUUGUAAUUUUAACAAAACCUUUUUGAAGGAAAAAUCAGAUAAUCAAGCUUUUGUACACAAUUGAUAGGGAAGCGAAAAC
Messenger RNA from Drosophila rhopaloa, 3313 nucleotides. RefSeq names its product rabphilin-3A (gene Rph). The transcript is spliced from 5 exons. The coding region runs from base 206 to 2131 and encodes 641 amino acids. The record is from RefSeq and is a predicted model, not a curated record. Gene Ontology annotation, cellular component: membrane. Lineage: Eukaryota; Metazoa; Arthropoda; Insecta; Diptera; Drosophilidae. Gene Ontology annotation, molecular function: small GTPase binding. Gene Ontology annotation, biological process: intracellular protein transport.